This is a messenger RNA of Hirsutella rhossiliensis, 867 nucleotides long. RefSeq names its product FYVE zinc finger domain-containing protein. Gene Ontology annotation, molecular function: metal ion binding; ubiquitin binding; phosphatidylinositol-3-phosphate binding. The transcript has a single exon. Gene Ontology annotation, biological process: protein transport to vacuole involved in ubiquitin-dependent protein catabolic process via the multivesicular body sorting pathway; protein targeting to vacuole. Gene Ontology annotation, cellular component: ESCRT-0 complex. The record is from RefSeq and is a predicted model, not a curated record. Lineage: Eukaryota; Fungi; Ascomycota; Sordariomycetes; Hypocreales; Ophiocordycipitaceae. Bases 1 to 867 code for a protein of 288 amino acids.
AUGGCCGCCGACCUUGCCAUGCCCACGCCGCGCGCCGGCGACCUACACCAGACCUGGCACUUCCCUCCGCCGAGCCGCCCCCUCCACAGCCGAUCGCAGUCAUUUCGCGUCCCCUCGGGCCCUCAAAUCUCCCCCCUCAGCAUCUCUGACGCCAGCAGCAACCAAGCGAACUCGACCCCCCCGUCUCCCACGGGCCACUACACCCACCAGGGCCGUCCCAUGUACAUACCCGCCGUCUUGCGCCCCUGCGACGAGUUUCCCUCCAAGAAAAUCAUCCGCCGCAAGACGGGCGGCUCCACGUCCGAGUCGGACUCGGAGCCUCCCCUGCGUCGCGUCAACUCCAACAUCAUGAGCCUUCCCGGACUCGGCGCCCUGGGCAAUCGCCUGAGCCGCCGCGCUCCGGGCGAAAGCGCCAUGGCCUUGGAAGGGAAAUGGAACCUCGAUUCCUUCCCGGACGUGACUGCUCUGCCGACCCGACGCCACUGGAAGCACGACUCGGAAUCCUCUGUCUGCGACGACCCGACGUGCAAGCGCAGCUUCAGCUACUUCGUCCGACGACACCACUGCCGCAAGUGUGGCAACAUCUUUUGCGACUGGCACUCGAGCUUCGUCCUCCCUCUCGACCAAGACGCCAACUUCAACCCGCGCGCCGCCCUCUCCCGAGCAUGCAACCACUGCUUCCAGGAGGUCAAGGUGUCGCAGACCAGGCACAACAGCCACUCCUCGGCCUCGACCGUUUCCGACACGCCGCAGACGACGGCCUCGAUCCCGAUGACGGCGCCCCUCGCCGGCGCGACACCGACAGCGCUCCGCGGACCCGACGUGGCCGCCAGCGUGCCGCGCGACUGGAACUGGAGCACCUUUUAG